AUGGAAAAGUUGUAUAGCUCACAAUUAAGCUUUCAGGUCCCAAGGAUUAUAACCCCUGUAGGUGCUCCUUCCCAAUCAAAAACUGAUGACUAUCCUUUCCAAUGCCAAAAAUGCAGCCUUUCCUUCCAAUCUGAAGCUGAGUUGGCAGCUCAUAAUUUCCCUGAAAUGCAGGCUGUAAAUUGUACUGUCCCUGUCUACAAACCUCCUCUCUCAACAGUCCGGCUGCCUUGCGCUAAUCAGUUUAACUAUUGCUCUCUAUGUUCAAAAUACUUUAGCACCAACCAAGGCUAUAAGCAGCACUUAGGGAAGGUGCAUGAAACUCAAGGAAAAAAUGCUGAAUGCCAUAUAUGUCACAAAUUAUUCAAACAUAAGCAUGCCCUCAAGUUUCAUAUGGACCAGGUCCAUGAUCAGGGCAAGCGAGUUCCGUGCCAUAAAUGUAAGAAAGAAUUUUACAACAAGUACAAACUUAAAAAUCACUUGAAAAAAUGCCAAGUGGUUGAAGAAAAAUGUAUUGAAGUUAAAUGUGAACAAUAA
Messenger RNA from Blepharisma stoltei, 534 nucleotides. The record is from the annotation of a GenBank genome assembly. Lineage: Eukaryota; Ciliophora; Heterotrichea; Heterotrichida; Blepharismidae.